Molecule: messenger RNA, 1260 nt
Organism: Penicillium longicatenatum
Lineage: Eukaryota; Fungi; Ascomycota; Eurotiomycetes; Eurotiales; Aspergillaceae
Product: alpha/beta hydrolase
Exons: 5
Coding region: 1-1260 (419 amino acids)
Source: RefSeq, a predicted model, not a curated record
AUGGUCGAGCUAAAACCAAUCUUCAAAAAGGCCUAUUGGGCACUAGCAGCUGGUGGUCUGCUCUAUGUCAUUUUCAUUUAUGCUCUGACUUUUCCAGAGGUCCAGCGCUUUUGUCUCUACGCCCAUAAAUUCAAUCCAAGCUACUGGCAAGAUCUGAAUCAGGUCGAGCAAUUUGGAUUCCUAAAGACUCAGGUUCAGCCCUUCAACUUGGUGACGCCUGACAAUGAAACCCUUUAUGGCUGGCAUCUUCUGCCUCUACAUCUUGUACAUGAACAUGAGGAGGAGCUGAUGCAGAACAUACCAUCUGGCCCAGCACAAGAUUACACUCAAACCGUUGCUUAUAAGACUUUGGCUAAUAAUCCCAACGCCAGAGUUGUGGUGAGCUUCCAUGGGAAUGCAGCUCACCUGGGGUCUGCCAAUCGACCAAAUGGAUACAACACUCUACUAGCCCUAUCGACUCCGGACAAGCCAGUUCAUGUAUUUGCAAUCGACUACCGCGGAUUUGGUGUAUCGACCGGCAGUCCUACUGAAGAAGGUCUCAUAACCGACGGUGUAUCCCUACUCAACUUCCUUACUGCAGGUCCGCUCAAAAUUCCUACAUCAAAGAUUGCGAUCGUGGGUCAGAGCCUGGGCACAGCAGUCACAGCAGCAGUUGCCGAGCGCUUUGCAUAUGGCUCGCCCGACCCGACAGCCAUCCAGCCAGCCAUUAAAGAUGCUGAGCCAUUUGCCGGAGUCAUCCUCCUCGCAUCCUUCAGCAGUCUCACCAAUGUAAUCGAAUCAUAUAGUAUCAAAGGUUUCACGCCACCGAUGCUCUCUCCGUUGAUUGGUUACCCUCGGUUCCAAAAGUGGGUGCUCGGUCAUAUUAUGGAUCACUGGGAUACAGCCGGCAGGGUCGCUCGCCUAGCAGGCAUCAAUAUUUCCGAGCCGGAUGCCUUCGGCUUGAAGUAUUCCCAGAAAGAUCUGGAUCUUACGAUCGUGCAUGCCUUGAAUGACGCAGAUAUUCCCUGGUACGAAGGACGUCGGGUAUGGGCUGCUGCCACCGGCGAGAAUAUUGAAGGGGCUCCUGGGGCCUUAACAUUUGAAAAGUCUGAAAUCGGCAGCUCCAACCAGAUCCAAGUCUGGGAGAACAGGUUCUUCGGCACAGAUGGAGUCCAGGUUUUGAAAAAGGUACGAUGGGAGCGUAUCAGAUAUGGAGGCCACAACCGUGUUGCUUCUUCCUCUGUUGCAGGUCUUGCAGUUUUAAGGGCAUUCGAAACCUGA